This is a messenger RNA of Lepisosteus oculatus (spotted gar), 3411 nucleotides long. Lineage: Eukaryota; Metazoa; Chordata; Actinopteri; Semionotiformes; Lepisosteidae. The record is from RefSeq and is a predicted model, not a curated record.
GCGUGGAGCUCUCACAUUUGACAUACUCUCUGCAGUAGCUUCUCUCCUUAAGGCAGACUAGCAAACUCUUAUGACAUCAUCCAGCCACUGAAUGGGGGGAGUUCGCGUUUAAAGGAACAACUUUUGUGGAUAAAUCACUAUUAAAAAUACAGCGAGACGCAUCUCAAGCCAGCGUUAUGUUUCAGAAUAUCGAUUUAGUAGACCAGAUGAGCACUUUGUCGUGCUGACAAAUACUUUUAAGCUUGUCCGCGGGAAUAAUUUGUUGUUUUGAAAACAGUUGAGUACACUGUAAAGCCCCAAAGGGCCGCUUCAGCGAAGUCUGUAGCGUUGUCUUCUUAUCCUAGUUUUUAAUGUACAUUUAUGUAUCUUUCCUGUUCGGAUAUUUGUUGGUUGGGGAUAGCGCUGUAAGUGGUCAGGGAGAGACUGCUUUUUUCGACUGAAGUUUUCGCCUAUGGACGACUGCAGUCCUCUCUCUCCAAAGGCAAACGCUUUCAGUAUUGCCUCUCUGAUUUCAGCGGCAGAACAAGCAGGAAACACAGCAUUUGAAGAGCUCGGCACUGGCCUGGACAAGCAUUACCAGCAUAGCAGCUAUAGAUCCCUUAAAAUGCAUUACAGUACUGUCACCAGGGAAAUGGAAGCAUUCACAACCAGCAGCCUCAGCAGUCUUAAUGCGCCCGGGAGUUACCACCUCUCGCCUUCCCCAGGGGACCCGUACAGCCAGCAUGAACCCCACUACGAGCCCUGCUCGGCCGCCCAGCACAGCUACAACUACACGGGGUCGAAUCCGGCCCAGGCCCAGCAGAACGACAGCGGAACUUCCAACUGCUCCUCGUCAUCCUCAAACUCCACUCCGAACAGCAAGCCUCCGGUGAAGAAGAACCCCAAAGUGGCCAACAUUAACGUGCAACUGGAGAUGAAGGCUCUCUGGGAUGAAUUUAACCAACUUGGAACAGAGAUGAUCGUAACCAAAGCUGGAAGGAGAAUGUUUCCUACGUUUCAAGUUAAAAUUUUUGGAAUGGAUCCUAUGGGAGACUACAUGCUCUUAAUGGAUUUCUUACCAGUAGACGAUAAACGAUACAGGUAAGCUAAGCUGAAAGCAAAACACGAUAAAUACGCAGAAGGACGAGCAAAUACUCGCAUGGAAAAUUUGAAAGAGGGCUCUCCUUUUGUGAUCAAUUUAGCACUGCCCUUUCUGCACUUACAAUGUAAUUCUGCUAUCAUCUUGAACUCCAUGCACAGAUAUCAGCCACGGUUCCAUGUGGUCUACGUGGAUCCGAGGAAAGACAGCGAAAAAUAUGCUGAAGAAAAUUACAAGACAUUUGUAUUCGAGGAAACUCGGUUUACAGCCGUCACUGCUUAUCAGAAUCACAGGAUCACGCAGCUGAAAAUCGCCAGUAACCCCUUCGCGAAGGGCUUCAGAGACUGUGACCCCGAGGACUGGCCUAGAAACCACCGGCCGGGAUCUCUCCCUAUCAUGAGCGCUUUCGCCAGGACGAGAAACCCCAUGUCGUCUCCUCCUCAGCAGAACGGAACAGAGAAGGAGGCAGACGGUAGACGGGAGUACGACCGGGACCCCAGCGGCACCCCCAUCCACGCUGACCCGGCCCACCAGCUCAUGUCCCGCGUCCUGAGCCCGGCGCUGCCCGUGCCGGGGGGGCUGCACGCCGUGCCCCUGACCGCGGGCCGACCCAGCCCCCCCCACGAACUGCGGCUCGACGGGCACCCGCAGGCCCCCGACACCCUCCACCACCACCCCUACAAGUACCCCAGCACCUACGAACACUACCUGGGAGCCAAGACCAGGCCUUCUCCUUACCCACUGCCCAGCAUCAGGGGACACGGCUACCACCAUCACAUGAACCCAGCCACCGCCAACAUGUACUCUGCUGCCAGCGCGCCUGCCAACUACGACUACGGUCCCAGAUAACCCCCUGGCAACGAUGGUCUGGCAGGCAGGAACUUGGGGAGAAACGGCGAAAUGCGCCGAUCGCCUGCACGGUUUCUGCAAACGGCAGUGUUACGACACCUGGGAGUGACCCUCUUGCGAAUGGAAUCACCUGAAAAAAAAAAAAACUCUGAAAUUGUUCAAGGAAAGGUGGUUUAAGAAAUAGUGUCGUGUGUCGUCUAGGGCGGCACAGGACACCAGCGGAUCAUGUGACAACCCCCUCCACCCCUGCCCCACAGAGGGCUACCCAUAAGGCCUUUUGAACCCAUAUCCCACAAGCAUUCUUCAGCAGCACAUCUGCACUGCUGGGUGUGGUGCAGACAGUAAGUGAGGUAAAGCAGAGAACAAGAGGAGUCUAAUAAAAAGGAUGAUAGAUAGCCACAGACUGGAAUUGAUGCACUUUUUUUCGCUUUAAAAACAAGCCAUAUGUUAUACUCUUGAGCCCAUCAAGCCUUUUAGGCCGAGGAGAGAUCCGCGAGUUCAGCUCUUUGAAGAUAACGCGGUUGUCUUCACUGUUGGUGUUGGCGAGAAAAAACGACGGGGUUUUAUUUUGACAGUUCAGAAUAACACAGGCAGCACCCAGGGAACCUCCUCGCGUAGCACGGAUCAGCAGCGUCUCUUUGAAAAGGCAGACGGGAGAUUUGUGCUCUGUGACACGAAGAUGCUAAAAAUUUUUUUACUGUAAACCCAUAAAAAUCGUUAUCGCUGUUCUCUUUUAAACAAAGCCCUUAGACUGUCCAGAAAGCACGGAAACACAAGGUCCCAUUGGAGACAUUGUUAAACCGUUUAACAAUAGAUUUAACCUCUUCUUAUAGGGGUUAAAAAAGUAUUACAUGGAAAAUAAUGUGAGGAAAAGGAAUUGUAUCCAAUCCAAAGCCUAUGUCAAGACACAUGAGAUUCAGUGUUUUUUUUCACAGCUUAGUUUGAACGCCAAGGACCACACAUUGCGGUGUUUUUGCAUUGCAUCCAGAAUAUUCCGAGUGACCACAACAUUUGGCAAAUCUUUGUUGUCCAUGAACAGAGUAAUGAGAGCAAAGACAAGUGGACUUGCAUAAUAUAUAUAUAUGACAAUGCACACAUGGAAUAUAUAUAUGUGUGUGUGUGUGCGCGUGCUUGUGUGCAUUGUCAUGUGAUCUCACUGGAAAAUGGAAAAUUAAAUUCCUUUUUACAGUGUACAGUAUCAUGCUAAAUAUAUACCAGACCAUAUUCUAUUCUCACAGUAUACACACAGAAUAUACAUUAAUAUAAACAGUGCCAAAGCAUUGGUGUCGUUCUUGGAAAUGAAGUCUGUAUAUUUAUUGGUCAAUGUUUUCCUAUGAGGCAGAGUGAUUUAAAAAAAUCAAAACCAUAUUUUAUGGAUAUCUGCAAACAUGUAGAUAAUUGUAGAUAUGUGUAGAUAUAUUUGUGUAGAUAGUUCUUAUUACUGUUUACAUAAAAUGAAUUUGUUUGAACAUGACUUUUAUAAA